GUGUAGGUGUGAUUUAUUUGAAUGUGUUAUCAACCCCUUUUCUGUUUUACCUUUACCUCCUGAAAGGAGUUCUACCGAAAAGAGAAGCAUCAAAUGACAAUGCCUGAAGAUCUUCCAGAGACAUUUGAACGCUGUGCAGAAAUGUUCAGACAGAAACUAUUGUCAUACCAAAGUCAGACAGAUGAUUACUACAACUCCUGUCUUAAAGAAUUUCAGGAUCAGUUGAAGUUGUUUGAAGAGGAACUCCCUUACGUCUCUCAGUUGGCGGUUGAUAGUCUUUUAAAAGAACAUGAGCAGAAGCUCAGCAAUUCCACUGGUAACAUUCAGCACCUCUUCAAUAAGCAACUAGAAGAGUGGGAGUGCAUGAAGGUGGUGCACAAGAAUCAAUUAUGUCCCUCCCUGGGGCAUCCAGACAACUUACUUCAGCUGGAAGUUUUGUGCCAAGAGGAAUCAAAAAGGCAAAAAGACCAAGCUGAUGCUAUUCAUCUCAACACAGAGAUGCUUAGGGACUGUGCUAUUGAGUGUGCUCAGAACUUUGUUUCUGCACUAGCUGCCUUCACAGAAAAGCUGCUUCUGGAAUUGGAUGAAAGUAUCACGACUGAUGACAUACAAGUACCGAAUAGUGAAACACCAAGGGAAAAGACAUCCAUGUUAAUCCGUCGUAAAGAAGCUGGACUUCCUCUAGAAAUCUGCAAAGCUGAACAGUUAAUUGAACGUGGGAGCAGGACUUGGCCAGGAAUACCCAUGACCACUCUUACAGACAAUUCAGACUAUAUUAUCUGCAAAGAAACUGCAUCAGUUACAACAGCAAAGACUACGCUGGGCCACAUAGCAGCAGUAGAAGCAAGAGAUGCUGUAUAUAAGAAAUACAUACGUAAACUUGAGCAGCACUUUGCCCAGAUCAAGAAAGAAAGUACAUCUCAGCUGGUGACAGUUCAGCAUUGGGAAAACUGGUGGAAACAGUCCAUCCAGAAGAUUAAGCAGUUCUAUAUGUGAUCAGUCAAAU
Messenger RNA from Cygnus olor (mute swan), 1006 nucleotides. Its product is annotated as coiled-coil domain-containing protein 180-like. NCBI's taxonomy places the organism in Eukaryota, Metazoa, Chordata, Aves, Anseriformes, Anatidae. Bases 94 to 996 code for a protein of 300 amino acids. The record is from RefSeq and is a predicted model, not a curated record. The transcript has 7 exons.